GCAUAGACCUGAUCGCAGAUGUUUUCAACCAGGGGACCGCCACCUUUCCUGUGACGUACACUGCGGGUGGGUCGGACACCUUGACAGCUGCAGUGGAGCUGCUACGCUGCGAUGCACCCAAUCUGACCCAGAGCGAGGCUGAUGACCGGGCUGAGACAGCCGACGGCGCAGUGGCGGUGAUGGUAGACGACCCGCUGACCGAGAUCCCCUUCGACUACUGGCUGCAUCCCUGCCAUUGUGCCCCACACCUCUGGGGCCAGAAUGAUCCCGUGACCGCCGAAGCCUUCGGAGAGAUCCCGGCAGGCAGCCGCAAUGUCUUCCGGCCCAGGCCCUUCCCGAUCCUGACAGGCCAGUUCGCCUGUGGCGUCAAGGCAGAGGACCUCUUGCAAGUCAUCGUGGAGUCCGACGUGCAGGCUGCAGACCUCGAGGAGUGCCAAGCCCAGUGUGCCAAGAAGUCUGAGUGCCGGUACUUCUUUGCCGGCGAGGUGCUGUCGGCCAAGCAGUGCAGGCUCUACAGCAGCUGCGAGUUCCUCUACCGGGAGCUGGGGCUCUCCGGCACCCUUUACUCGUAUCCGAAGGACACAGAGGUUUGUGCCAUCGCUAACCCAGAUGCUUGCUGGCACAUCACACGGCGACGCCAGAACCUCGGGGCGUUCAACUCCAGUGUCGAGCUCUAUUUGCCAGACUGCUUAGACCAGGCCCUUUUCGAACAGUGUGACGAGGCGCUGUUCGUGGGGGGUGUCGGCGUUGAGGUGUGCGAGCUUUGCAAGUUUGCGGUGGUGCCAGCGGAAGGCACUCCGCUGAGACGGGCACUGAGCAAGUCCCUGUUUCGGAGCAGCUACGCCCAUGGCACGCUGCUCAAGGCAACUUGUUGGUCAGAGCGCUACAGCUCGCUUCCCAGAACCAACUUCGAGCA
Symbiodinium necroappetens is the source of this 916-nucleotide messenger RNA. The record is from the annotation of a GenBank genome assembly. NCBI's taxonomy places the organism in Eukaryota, Dinophyceae, Suessiales, Symbiodiniaceae.